UUUUAAUCAAAUGAACGCUUGAACUGAGCGUAUUUUUCCAAUACGAAAUCAAGAGAAAUAAUAACCAAACCAACCAAAUGAGGAGGGAACGGAAGCAAUAAUGUUUUACUUAUUUAAGAAGCUGUGAAGAAUCUAUAUUGUGUUACUUCUUUACUUCAGUUUGGUUCAAGAACACAGUGCUAAGAUGGCGGGGAGUGAUGUUAGAGACAUCCUGGAUAUUGAUGCUGCUCCAGAGCAAGCUUUCAUCACCAAAGAUGCCCUCAUGAGCAAACCUCAGAAAAAGGUGACGAGAAAGUCCAUGGAUGUCUCUUUCAAGCGUCCAGAGGGGAUGCAUCGGGAAGUAUGGGGCCUCCUAUGGACAGAUAACAAGGAUUCUCCACCUAUCAUACCAACGGACACAAACCAAGGCUACAAACAGAUGAAGGCAAAGAUUGGUAGUAGUAAGGUGCGGCCCUGGAAGUGGAUGCCUUUCUCUAACCCAGCCAGGAAGGACGGUGCUAUAUUCUACCACUGGAGACGAGAGGCUGAUGAAGGCAAGGAUUACCCCUUUGCCAGGUUUAACAAGGCUGUAGAUGUUCCAGUAUAUUCAGAUCUAGAAUAUCAACAACACCUUCAUGAUGACAACUGGACACGCCAGGAAACUGACCACCUGUUCGACCUUUGUAAAAGAUUUGAUCUUCGAUUUUUAAUUAUACAUGAUCGCUGGGAUAGAGAGAAGUUUCAUAACAGAAGUGUAGAGGACUUGAAGGAGAGAUAUUAUGGCAUAUGUAACAAUCUCACAAAGGUGAGAGCUCCACAAGGCACUGAACCCAAAAUAAGAGUGUUUGAUGCAGAACACGAAAGAAAGAGGAAACUUCAGCUAACAAAACUAUUUGAAAGAACUCCAGAACAGGUGGAAGAAGAAGAACAUUUGAUUGCAGAGCUUAAGAAGAUUGAACUGAGGAAGAAGGAACGAGAGAAAAAGACACAAGACCUCCAGAAGUUGAUCACAGCUGCAGAUAGUAACAUUGACAGUCGAAGAGCAGAGAAAAAACACAACAAGAAAAAAGUCCACCAGCAACAGAAACUCAAAGAAGGACUGCCAUCUGUGGAACCAUCUGGUAUUAAGUUUGCAGAUUUCAAGGCAUCAGGUGUAUCACUUAGAAGUCAGAGGAUGAAGCUGCCAGCAUCUAUAGGACAGAAGAAGACUAAGGCUAUAGAACAAGUUUUAGAGGAGUUAGGAAUAGAGUACAAUCCCAUGCCGACAGAGGAAAUUGUGACACAGUUCAAUGAACUGCGACAGGACAUAGUGCUGUUGUAUGAACUGAAGUUGGCAUUAGCGACAUGUGAUUAUGAGGUGGAGUCUUUGAGACACAGAUUUGAAACUCUUGCACCAGGAAAGGCUGUUGAACCUGACCUGAUCAAGCCAGACACAAGUACAGCUAAUCUGGAAAUAUCCUCCAAUCUUUUCAACCCUGUACUCCUCACACCAGACUCACCCUCUAGACAGAAGAAAUUAGCGGAGGCUAUUGAUGUUGUUGGAACACCAGGAACACCAAACAGAAAAAGAAAGGCUGCUAUAGAGCAAAGUAACAUCCUGAAGAAGAUUAAACACUGAGAAUGAGAAGUAGGUACUACAACCUCAGAUCUCACUGGUAUGUGUAAUCCUACUGGAGUUGUCUCCCCUGGUAUUCAUCAAGACUUGGAAGUGCAACUAUAUGAAGCAAGGGGAGCUCUGCUAGCAGGUUUUGUGUUGGUAACAAAAACACUCGCCUUUUGACUUUAAUGUUAAAAUCGUCCAAGAAGAGCCGAGAGGCUGCUACUCUAAAGUGAAUUCCAGCUGAAUGUACAGGACAGAAGAUUAGUUGGAGUUAGUGGCUAUAAAUGGUGACAGGACAUCUAUUGCCAGGAAUCUCUUCUAUCAUAGUACAAUUUUGUUGGACUUUCCAAAAUAUGUGUGAACUAUUCAUACAACAGCCUGAUAAUCUAGAUCUCUACCAUGGAAUCUCACUUCUGAUUCAGUUAAAAUUCCAAACUUGAAAACGGACAUGAAAUCAAUUAUGCAUGUUUAUUAAAACAUGAUUAUUCUCCCAAGAUAUCUUGAAUGAAUUGCAGUUUGAUAUUUGAUAUAAUAGAGACUACUGUAAACUUCCUAUUUUCACUACUGAAUAGCUCUAUGGGGAGACUAAACCUACUGUCCCAGUGGACAGCAUAUACUAAACUUACUGUCCCAGUGGACGGAGUAUCCUAAACCUACUGUCCCAGUGGACAGUAUACAGGGCUGUCACUGUUACCAAUGAAUGCAUGUAUGUGUUGGGUAGUAUGUUACCUAGUGUAAAUGGGUGUGAAAGGCAAUACAAGAUUUGUAUAAUUUGUUAUGUUUGGGACUAAAAUCAUGAAGAUGUUGUGAUUAGAAUGAAAUGAUUGUUGUGGUUGUAAAGUUAAUGUUGACUAUCAAUUGCUGCAGCUACAUGCAUACAUGUCUGUUAUUUGUCGUGUCAGAAUCACAAGACCAAUUUUCUUUUGAACAAAGAAAAAAAUUGAAAUAAUUACCCCAGAUUUAUCAAAACAAAGUCUUGAGAUGAAUAAAAGAGGAAAAACAC
Molecule: messenger RNA, 2582 nt
Organism: Pecten maximus
Lineage: Eukaryota; Metazoa; Mollusca; Bivalvia; Pectinida; Pectinidae
Product: DNA methyltransferase 1-associated protein 1-like
Exons: 13
Coding region: 185-1597 (470 amino acids)
Biological process (GO): negative regulation of transcription by RNA polymerase II; chromatin remodeling; DNA repair
Cellular component (GO): NuA4 histone acetyltransferase complex; Swr1 complex; nucleus
Molecular function (GO): transcription corepressor activity
Source: RefSeq, a predicted model, not a curated record